GAGAGAGAGAGAGCUCCCUCCCCGAGACACUUUUCACUCUGCAAGCGUCAAACUAGCCCCUUCGCACAUCUGCUCAACACCAAAGCAUGGCAAGACCCCUCCGUUUUCUCCCCCGGUGAGCGCCUUCCUGGACUAAACCACCUUUCUCGGCAGGGGGAGAAAGGAGAAACGGUCUGGGUUCCCGGGAGGCAGCUGGAGGGAAAGAAGUGGCGUCUCCAGAUGGGCUGAGCAGACUCCCCCCGGCAGGGCGCGGGAGGAGGGAGCUGAGCGCUUGCAAGGCGCACCGAGCCAGCUGAGCCCUCGAAGUUACCUCGGCGGUCGCCUGCGCCGUCUUGCUUCCUCACCGGGAGGAGGAAGGCUAAAGAGGCGCCCGGCCGUGGGUGCUGCUGGUGGGGGAAUGGGCUUCCUGGGGGCAUGCUGUUGAUGUCAGGGGUGGAGUCCAGCCGGAGCCCCUGAGCAGGGCGGCGGCAGCAGGAGGCGGCGGCUAUGGGACAGCGAAUGGGCACGGCGCUCCUACUUGUCGCGCUGGGGUACCUGCUCAGGUCACUGACUGCAGAAGCCCAGUGUGAAAACAUUUACCAAGAUUUAUCUGACUGCAUCUUAAAACUAGGAGAGAAUAUGGCCAUCUAUGAGGAAGAAGAGGAGGAGGAAGAUGAAAGGGACCAGAUGCAAGGACUGUAUGCUGUCUGCGGGAGGCAUUAUCAGCAUUCAAAGACACAUUCCAGCCAGGCAAAAACACUCAAGGAUGGUAUGGAGAGGGUGGCUGGAGAGGAGAUGAGGCCUGGAGAGAGAUAUUGGGAAGAGUUUCACACCUGUGCGGUGGCUGCCCUUUGGGAGUGCCAGAGGGAGGCAGCAACUAUCUGGGAGAUGUUGAAAAAGGAAUCUAGGAAAAUCAAAUUCCAAGGCAGCCUUUUUGACCUCUGCGCCUCCAGCAACUCCCAGAAUUUCAGCUCCUUGCAGAUUCCAUCUCUUUCGCUGUUAAGCAUCACUUUGAUGGUCACAUGGCUUAAUUUAUAAAGGGAACCACUCUGCACAUAUGUACAUAUAUUUAUUUCCAGAUCUUUGAUAAAUACUGUUAGGGGUUUUGUGUUUGUUUAGUGAAUGCUUGGUUACAUUAUAAAUAUGGAGGGAAAUUCACUGCAUUUUCCAGUGAUCUGGGUUGUCAAGAACAAGUCUGGCAAGUGUUCCAGUGUGACUUUGCCCACGAGAAGUUGCUUGUGAAUCUCAGCUUUAAACCACUGAACUUGGAGGAAAUGGCAGCACAAGCAAAGGGGCACCUGCUUUCCUUAUUUUGGUCUGGUGUUUUGGAUGUUCUUUGAUAAAACUACCAAUCAAA
Molecule: messenger RNA, 1336 nt
Organism: Podarcis muralis (Common wall lizard)
Lineage: Eukaryota; Metazoa; Chordata; Lepidosauria; Squamata; Lacertidae
Source: RefSeq, a predicted model, not a curated record